GAUGCAUUGAAGUAUUCAUAUAAAUAUGCAUCAUGGUCUUGCAGAUCUGAUCAACGGCGAGUUCCCUUCUUGAUUCGACCCGUCAUGGCAUCUCAGAGCCCCAAAUCCCUUGCCCUCUUCCUUCUCUUCAUCAACCUCCUCAUGUACGCGAUCGUCGCCGCAGUCGCUGGUUGGGCUCUCAACUAUGGCAUCGAGGAGACACCUCGUGCAGCUUCCGGUUUAUCGGUGCCUGCUCGAUUGUUCCCGAUCUACUACCCGAUCGGGAAUCUGGCAACCGGAUUCUUCAUCAUCUUCUCCCUCAUCUCCGGAGUCGUCGGAGUCGCCACCUCGCUUACCGGCUUGCAAGACGUCGCCGAUGGGAGUGCGUCCAACUUAUUAUCAGCUGCAGCCGCCUCCGUCAUCACUUGGGGCCUCACUCUUCUGGCCAUGGGGUUGGCAUGCAAAGAGAUCACCAUCGGUUGGAGGAGCUCGAGCCUGAGGACGUUGGAAACGCUCACGAUCAUCUUGAGCGGCACUCAGCUGCUGUGUUCAGGCGCCAUCCAUGCCGGUGUUCCAGCCACCAUCUCACUUUACUGGACAGGAAGAGUCUGAGAUCUCAAAGUCCGAUACAUGCUAUAUAUAAACCAUGUCAUUUCUUUUCCCAGAUUUCACCUCCAUUUGUCAUGUAUGGGUUGUAACUGAAGCAUAGGGCUCCAUUAAAUGAAUUGUCCGAAGAUAUUUAUGAAAAUAAUGUAUGAUUAAAGAAAAUUCAUAAUGACACCUGUGCCUAUGACAUCAAAUGGAUCCCACCGAAUAAACCAAUAACUGGGCAGUAACAUGGCGAAAAAGCGCCACGGAGGAGUAAUUAAGGCGAUCGCAACAUAAAAUACCAGUUUAAAUGAAAAUGCGCUAUGUUGGCUCUUAGAUAACACGGCUUUUGAAAGGAGAGUCUAAUUAGGAAACAUGAUGAAGUAUUAUCCUCGUGUUAGAUUUUAACAUAUAUUUCUUGUUCAGUUCAUUGUCAUCAGAUAGGUUCUUGAGACUUCGCAUUCGUUCUAACGUCGGCACGAUAGCCAUGAGGGUGUCCAAGGGAAGCUCGGUGGAGGUCUACAAGUGGAAGGAAGGUUCCCAUUCAUGGAGCACCGCCCGGGUCCUCUCAGGCAACGGCCACACGUAUUUCCUCUGGUACGAUCGCUGCCCGACGGACAGGCCGCUGGUUGUGGAAAGAGUGCCGAGGAAGUUCCUCAAACCCCCGCAUUUGCCGAUCAGAGGCCUGUUCAUCGACUAGGCUCCCUAAGAUGUCAUGGAGGCAAUCAAGGAUUGUACCUAGUAUCCUGCGGUGGUGGUCUCAGUCAUGGCCGUCGGUCGCUUCUAUUAGAUUUUGUGACCUUGUAUAAUUAGAUAAGAUAUAUAAUAUAACUAAUUGGGUUCCGUUGAAAUAUUUUUGCCAAUACAAUAGAACUCCACUUACGAAACGA
Musa acuminata AAA Group (dessert banana) is the source of this 1457-nucleotide messenger RNA. RefSeq names its product membrane protein PM19L-like. NCBI's taxonomy places the organism in Eukaryota, Viridiplantae, Streptophyta, Magnoliopsida, Zingiberales, Musaceae. The record is from RefSeq and is a predicted model, not a curated record. The transcript has 4 exons. Bases 85 to 591 code for a protein of 168 amino acids.